Condylostylus longicornis is the source of this 1889-nucleotide messenger RNA. RefSeq lists its product as uncharacterized. The record is from RefSeq and is a predicted model, not a curated record. Bases 339 to 1472 code for a protein of 377 amino acids. The transcript has 2 exons. NCBI's taxonomy places the organism in Eukaryota, Metazoa, Arthropoda, Insecta, Diptera, Dolichopodidae.
UCCACCUUGCUGUGGUGGGGGGGCUUAAGUAGGAUCAGUGAACUUCAUACUAAUGGAUAUUGUAGUUUUGUAAUAUUCAGCAAAUAAAUUAUACAAUAAGAGUGAGAUCCGAAAACAAAGAGAAUCCCAAGUUACAUUAUAGCACAGUAUAAAUUGUGAAACCUAAUGUCAAAGUGGUGUGAGCUAUCCGUGCCGAGGACUGAAAGGUUGGGGGUUAAACCAGCCGUUUACGAGCUCCCUUCGAUGCCCAGGCCAGGUCGAUUGUAUAAGUGCCUUAUCUUGGUAAGUCGGCUCUGCCAGGAUUGACUAUUAUUCCGGACAUACUCGUGGGAAAUAUAAUGGAGAAUGUAAAUCAAAAUAUAUUAGAAAAGGAAUUAUCAACCGGCUCCUCACCGGAGGAUAAUAAAUUAAUCUCCAGUCAGGAGAAAGAGGAAUCUAUUGGUGGUAGCAAUAUGAAUCAGAAUGAAUUACCACAAAUUGAACUAACUGAACAUACAAUACAAAACACUGAAGAAAGCAGUCAUAGUUCCAAAAAGAGAAAAUCAAGGGGACCUGGAUGUGCCUUUAAGAAAAGAUAUUCGAAGGCUAUAUAUAUUUUGGACAAGAUUGCUCGGAAUGAAGCAGAAGGUAAAUUCAACGAAAGAGAUAAAGGAGAUAAAAUCAGAUACCAGAAGGUAGUUGAGGAAUACAAUAAUUAUAAAAAUUCAUUGUACUCUGAACUCAGGAAAAGAAUUAUAUACCCAGAUAAACAAUCCACUCAACAAGUGCAUAAAAGAGCGAAAGUUGACGAACCGGAGAGAACUGUCAGCACAAUAACAUCUACUACAUAUCAGAUUCAGAAGAGACAUAUAGAUGAAGAGUCCUAUGAUAAUCUUCGGUUUGCGGUGAUAAAUAAAAAAGGUACUAGCCUUAAACUGUCGAACGAAAUGUGGAGUAGGAUUGAAGCCGAAUUAUCUAAAAUGGUUAUUGACGAGCUUCUUGCAACCGGUGGAAAACAGCUUUUAGGCUUUGAUUCUUCAGAAGUAAUUAGGGGUUAUCGGGUAAUUAAAUGUGAGAAUGGCCCCUCUGCAAAGUUUCUUAGAUCAUGCGUUGCAAAUAUUGAUAAAAAAUGGGAUGGAUGCCAGAUUGACCUUAUUCUUGCUAAGGAUAUUCCUAAAGAGCCUCGGGCUCGCAUUUGGAUUCCAAAAACGGACAUUUCAGGUGACAAAUUGCUUAAAGUGUUGAAAAUUUCAAAUCCUGAAAUUCCAAUGGAUAACUGGCAAGUAAUCAAAAAAGAAGAACCUCAAAAAUAUAGUGAAUCAUUCUUGCUACUCAUAAAUGAGGAUAGUUUAAAUUUUCUUGAUAAGCAGGAUAACAAACUGAGAUUCGGUAUCCGUUACGCCAAGUUAAAGAUUUUCCGAAUAGCGGAUCCUAAAGAAGAAAGCGUGGAAGAGACAAAUCAGUUAUUAGAGCAAAUACAGGACUUUGUUUAGCUGCCGAUUAAACAAAAGAAGUGAAAAACUUCUACCAUUCGGAAAAAUCAUGACAGAUUUGAUGGUGAUGGUGAUGCUGAUAGAAAUUAAAGGAAAAAAAGCAGCAAUCUAAAUACACAACCAAAGGGAAUGAUUCAUUAAAUAUGAAGCGAUAAGAAAAAAUAAUGAUCUCUACUCGUAUUCUCGGUCAUUUUCUGGUAUAAGCAAAAUUUUCUGCAGCAGUCAUAAAGGAAAAAAAAAUGUUUUUUCCCUUUUAUGGAAUUUCUUACAAAGAGUUGCAACCUCUCGAAGUAAUUUUAAAUAUCAAAGAUUAAACUUGUUAAAUUACAUGUUUUUUUUUAUUUUAAAUUGUCGAAAAAAAAAUAUUCAGUCGCUAAUCAAUCAGCAGAAUUAAUUUGAAUAAAUUAUUUAAUGGUA